Messenger RNA from Miscanthus lutarioriparius, 5067 nucleotides. The record is from the annotation of a GenBank genome assembly. Lineage: Eukaryota; Viridiplantae; Streptophyta; Magnoliopsida; Poales; Poaceae.
AUGGAGCUCGCCGUCAGCGCCGCGAGCUGGGCGGUGGGCAAAGCGCUGGCCCCCGUCACGGGCGGCUUGCUGGAGGCGUGGGCGGCCAGCGAAGGGCUCGGCCCCAACGUCGACGCCCUCAAGGUGGAGCUGCUGUACGCGCAGGCCAUGCUCGAGAACACGCGGGGCAGGGAGAUCCGCAGCCCUUCGCUCAAGGAGCUGCUGAGCAAGCUGCGUCAGCUGGCGUACGACGCCGACGACGUGCUGGAUGAGCUGGAGUACUUCCGCAUCCAGGACGAGCUCGACGGCACCUACCAUGCCGCCGAUGCGCACGCCGGGGGUUGCGUCCACGGCCUCGCCCUCAACGCUCGACACACCGCGAGAGCUGUCGCUGCUAAGCUCAACCUCUGCUCCGGCGGCUCUGCUGGUGACGUGAUCGUUGCCGGUGAUCCUGCUCAGCAAGAUAAAAACGCGAAACAAGGAUGUCUCUCUGCUAGCGUCUGCUCAUGUGGCGGCCGGCAGACGGUCAGCUCCUUACCGCCAUCUCCUACCAACCAGGAUGAUGGCCAGGAGGCUGCACCAGCAUGUGGCAUCAGUAAGCGUCUUCUCUUCUCCCUCCCGUGCUGCUUUUUUAUAUUACCAUCUGUUGGUGCAUGCUCUGACUUGUCCGAGGAUCAUAACAUGACAGGAAAUGGACGGCAAUUCUUGGGUGCUGUCUUGCCUCCUAAGGUGCAACGAUGCUUCUCGGGCGUUUGCUUGUGCCGCAAGCGUGAGACGAGCUCGUCACCACCAGCACCCAGCAACCAGUGCGAAAAGAAGGUUGGCGGUGGAUGUGGAUGCCUGCUCAAAGUCACUUCUACUGCUCGCAGCGCUGCCCAAGUCGUUGGUAAAUGCUUUCCAUGCUGCUCUUUUCCAUCUGACGGCGACGAUAAUACUCACCCUGGCAUGUUGGAGAAAACAAACAUGCCAGAGGAUCAAAGGAGAUUUCUCUGCUGGACGUCCAAGGUACAAAAGGGAAAAAACACUGCACUACCACCAGAACUGAAGUUUAACAGGGUGAACAUCUCUACAAAGAUGAAGGACGUCAUAGAGCAUCUCAAGCCUAUAUGUGCUAAGGUCUCCAACAUUCUGAACCUAGAAUUCAUGGGUACAAACCGUAUCACUGAAAAAGACAUUGCUAAGAAACGGCCUAUAACCACCCCAGAAACUACGGAACCUCAAUUAUAUGGGAGGAAGCAACAAAAGAAAAUAAUACUUGACAUUGCCCGUGGUAACUCUUCUGCUGAUAAGGAACUAGUUGUGCUUCCGAUUGUUGGUCCUGGAGGAAUUGGGAAGACAACUUUUACACAGCACGUAUAUGAAGAACUGAAGAACAACACUUUUGAGGUCGCAAUUUGGAUAUGCGUCUCCCUCAAUUUUAAUGCUGGUAGGUUGGCCCAAGAAGCCGUGAAAAAAGUUCCUAAAGUUGUUAAUGAAAAAGAAAACAGCAGUGUCGAAGAGCUAAUCGAACAAAGAUUGAAAGCUAAGCGGUUUUUGCUUGUACUAGAUGAUAUGUGGGCAUGCCAUGAGGAUGAAUGGAAAAAAUUGUUAGCUCCAUUUAGAAGAGGGGGAGGAAAAGGUAGUAUGGUAAUUGUGACCACUCGGAUUCGUGAGGUGGCAAAAAUGGUUAUUAAGACAGUUCACUGUCCAAUAGAAAUGGAGCGCUUAGAGGGUGAAGAUUUCAUGCAUUUUUUUGAAGCUUGCAUAUUUGGUGGUCAGCAGCCAUGGGAAGGUCACACGGACUUACGUGAGGUUGGGGAAAAUAUAGUGAGCAAAAUGAAAGGGUUUCCUCUUGCAGCAAAAACUGUUGGAAGAUUACUAAGAAGCCAACUUACUUUGGAACACUGGACUAAAGUUCUAGAAAGCAAAGAAUGGGAACUUCAAACCAAUGAUGAUGACAUUAUGCCAGCAUUAAAGCUUAGCUAUGAUUAUCUUCCUUUCCAUCUGCAACAGUGCUUUUACUAUUGUGGUUUGUUUCCUGAAGACUAUGAAUUUGACAGUAAAGAGUUAGUUCACUUGUGGAUAGGACUAGAUAUUGUACAACCAUGCGACCUGACCAGAAGAAUUGAAGAUGUUGGCUUGAACUAUUUAAAUGGCUUGGUUAAUCAUGGGUUUUUAAAAGAGAAUGAAAGAAAGGAUGGUUCUCCUUAUUAUGUUGUCCAUGACCUACUACAUAAUUUGGCAGUGAAUAUUUCGUCAUUUGAAUGUCUCAGCAUAUGUAGUUCCAAUGUUAAGUCAAUACAGAUUCGCCAAGAUGUACGUCACUUGUCUAUCAUUGUAGAUAACAAGGAGGUCGAGGACAUAAAUACUUUCAAGUAUUAUAAAGAUGACUUGAGUGUACUUGAUAAAAGAUUGAAUGUUGAAAACCUCCGUACUUUGAUGGUGUUUGGGGAACACAGUGGAAGCUUUGCCAAGACUUUUUGUGAUUUAUUUGAGAAAGCUAGAGCCCUUCGUGCUAUUUAUUUAUUUGGAGCAUCGUCAUAUGCUAUGAAGGACAUGUUGAACAAGCUUCCAAAGCAUAUUCAUCUUCGUUACCUAAGGAUCAAAUCGACUGAUGGCACAGAAGACAUAGACUUUAAUCUUAGUGCUCUGACUAGACUUUAUCAUUUAGAGGUCAUAGAUAUGCAGGAAUUCAAAGGUCACUGUGGUUUCACUUUCACAAGACAUAUGAGCAACCUUGCAAAGUUGCGUCACUUUUUGGUGCCACAGGAUAAGCUUCAACUUCACUCUAACAUAGUUGAGGUGGGAAAACUAAAAUUAUUGCAAGAGUUAAGGUGGUUUGAAGUUGGAAGAGAGACUAAGGGUUUUGAACUAAGUCAGCUUGGUCAAUUGUCAGAACUUGGAGGUUCACUUUCCAUUAGUAGUCUUGAAAGGAUACGAGCAAUGGAGGAUGUGCAUGAGGCAAGAUUGAAACAAAUAAAACAUUUGCACAAGCUAACACUAGAAUGGGAUGCCAAUCGACCUAAGAAAGAUACCAUACAUGAAGAAAACGUAUUGGAGAUUCUUAUACCACCUAGUGCUCUUAAAGACCUUUGCAUUAGAGGCCAUGGAGGUACUAAAUGCCCACAAUGGCUAGGUGAGAACCUCUCUGUCAAAAAAUUGGAAUCGCUUCAUCUAGAUGGUGUAGCUUGGAAUAUAUUUCCACCUAUAGGAGAGUUCUCUCUAGUUAAUGAGCCGCGUGAAGAAAUUUCGAAUAAUAAUAUCUGCCAUGAUAAGUUUCAAAAUUUGAAGAGACUGGAACUAGUUAUGCUACCAAGUUUAAGAAGCUGGAUUGUCAAGGCACCUUGUCAUCUGUUUGCUCAAUUGGAGGUGCUUGUCAUUAGGGAUUGCUUUGAACUCACAGAGUUGUCAUUUUCCCAUUCGACCUGCUGUCAACAACAGAAAGAGGCAAAGAUAAAUUGGUUUCCUAGACUACGGGAGCUCAACAUUGAAGACUGUCCAAAAUUGUUGUCCUUUCCUCCUGUUCCUUGGACUACAACUCCAUGCUCGGUUAGGAUAAAAGGAGUUGGUUCAUACCUUGAGAAACUUGUUUGUGAAGAGGAUUACAAAUAUGAAUAUAGCUUGGUAAUUGAGAUGAAGGAUGCUCUGGUUAGUGAGUUAUGGAAUGUGUUGGCCUUUGAUAGUCUAACUGAACUGAAAGAGUUGAAUAUGGAUAGAUGCCCUCCUCUCCCUCUGCAUCACUUCCAAAUGCUAUCAUCCCUAAAGAGCCUCACGUUAUACAGAGGUUCAAGUAUUGUCUUCCCGCUGGUAGAAGGUGAGAGGCAUGCCGAAUAUCAAUCUCCAGCUGAAUGCAUUACUGUUAGUGGGUGGGAUGCUAGUGCGAAGGAAUUGACACAGGUAUUGACUUAUUUCCCCAACCUCUCUGAACUGAAUGUGUGGUCGGGCAAGAAGAUUACAGGGCUAGCUGUAGUGGAGAAGCAGGCAACAGAAACACCUGCGCUGGUAUCUUCAGAUAAUAAAGUAGACGACGAUGUAGAAAUCGAGCAGCAGGAAGGCACAAGAGGAGAGGAGGAAAUAGACGCAUCAUCAGCAGAAGGGCUGCUGCUCUUGCCUUCCCAACUACAGAAGUUGUGGAUAAUCGACUGCCCAGAGCUGAGCCUCAGCUCAUGCUCCGGUCCAGCCGACUACAAGUACAACAAAGAAGCAGGACGAACUAGUCCAGGAAGAGGGCUCCAAGGUUUGCGCUCCCUCCGAUCGUUGAAGAUCUGGUAUUGCCCCAGGUUCCUCUCCUCCUAUUCGUCAUCCUCCUCUUCUUCGUGUUUCCCCUUCCCACCCUCCCUGGAACACCUCUCUCUUGAUGGCGCGGUGGGCACGGCCACGCCGUUGCCUCUCUCAAACCUCGCCUCUCUCACAGAUUUAAACAUACGGGGACGUGGGGAAUUAAGAGGCGAGGGACAGUGGCAUCUCCUCGCGCAAGAUCGUCUCACCAAAUUAAACGUCCGCGGAACCCCCAAUUUCUUCGCUGGUCCCGAGCCCCCGCUGCCCCAUGAACAAGAGUUCCCAUCCUCUUCCUCCAAACUGCAAGUGCUUAAGACGGAUGACGUCGCGGGCGUCCUUGCCGCGCCCAUCUGUACCUUGCUCUCUCCCUCGCUCACCGAUUUGAGAUUUUGUUGGGACGAAGAGGUGGAUCGCUUCACAAAGGAGCAAGAGGACGCCCUUCGGCUCCUCACCUCUCUCGAGGAGAUCACAUUUAAGGUGUGCAACAAGCUGCAGGGCCUCCCUGUAGGGCUUCAAGGACUACGCAACCUCAAGAGAUUAAACAUCUGGUGUUGUGAGGCCAUCCGGUCGCUGCCCAAGGAUGGCCUCCCAAUUUCACUGCAAGAGUUGAAACUAAGCUAUUGUCCAGCCAUCCAGUCUCUCCCCAAGGACUGCCUCCCAAGUUCACUGCAAAAAUUAGUGAUCUCUUACUGCCGAGCCAUUCGAUCGCUGCCCAAGGUGAGUGACCUACCAAGUCCACUCCGAGAAUUGGAUGUCCGGGGUAGCGAAAACGAGGAGCUAAGAAGGCAGUGCCGCAAGUUGAUUGGAAUCAUUCCAGUUGUCUACGCCUGA